AUGGAGAUCACGUCUGCAGCUGGACUCACGGUCCUUCCUCAUGAUGUUGAAAGGCACCAAAGCGAUGCUGUCGCGGACAUCACGUUGACAAUCGGUUAUUUAUCCGCCCUCAUAUCGGUAUUGUCGCAAGCUUUGACCCCGCGCGCCAAGUUCAUGAAGAUCAUGUUCUUCGACCUAUUAUCAACAUGCGUCUCAGCUUCCCUUUGCUGUCUGACAAUCUACUGUGCUGUCAAGGCAAGAGAACACAAUACCCCCUCGGAUGUCAGUGAGAGCGUCGAGAAUGGUUACAACAGUGAUGCCUGUGCUGUAUCUGCUAUUUGGUUGAUCUUCAUGAUAUGGGUAGCUAACACCAUCCGUGCAUGGCGCCCUAUGGAGCUGCAGGAUCCCAUGGUUGCCUUUUCGAUCUUUGCUUCUGUCACUAUCACGCGAGCCGGCACCUUCGUAACGGUAUCCGAGGGUCUAGCCUUCGUCUCAAGACUGUUGAAGGGCUUUAUGCUCGGUUUCGCCAUCGCGACAGGUGUAUCCUUAUUGAUAUUACCCAUCACCAGUCGACGUAACGUUUUCCACGACAUAAGGGGCUAUGUAGCGCACAUUGAUGCCGUCCUGCAAUCGCAGAUCGCAUUCGUGGAGCGUACUCCUCAGCUACUGACCGGGGGUCAAGGACUGUUAAAUAGGACGCGGACUGCUCAGACUGUUCGCGAUACUGAGAAUAAUCCGAGAUCUGAGCUAGAAUCACGGCAGAAACAGCUAACGUCAUCGAUUACGAAAUUGCAUGCCCUUCAUGGAAAGCUACAGUCCGAUCUGUUCUAUGCUAAUGAUGAGUUUGCAUGGGGAAAGCUAUCAGCUAGCGAUCUAAAUAGGAUAGGGGGGCUAUUGCGAAGCAUUCUGUUGCCUCUGGCUGGAAUGGCCCAGCUUCCAGAGGUUCUGGAUAUGAUUGUCAAGAACGAAGGAAUACCGGUGACUGGCAAGGGAUCAGCUGGUGAACCUGAGGACGAAUCACUGAAGCAAUCAGAGAUGGAGAAAGUUUCGGAGACUCUCCAUGACCGUUUAGUUGAUGCGACCCGUCUAACCACAGCAGGUCUACAAUAUGUUUUGUUGGCACUGGAGCUGGCUAAGCCUAAGCAACUAGAGAAGAAGCGCAAUGAAGGCGGCGAUGAGGAGUCCAAAGGCGAGGCAAUCAGUCCGCUUGAUUCAGACUUUACGUCUCGAUUCGAACAAGAAAGGAUCAAGUACUUCGAACGGCGCCAGGAGCUCCCACGAUCUUUGGCAAGCCUUGAAGCAUUCUCGGCGUCUGAGAAGGUCGACGAUAUUUCCACUGACUCCAAAGUUGUCGUGCCUGACUCCGAUGUUAGGCAGGAAUUUUUCUUAAUUCUAUAUAUGGGCCAUCUACAGGAGAACCUUCUCAGCGGAGUGCUCGAUCUAAUGAAGUUUGCGGAUAGCAAGAUUACGGACGGAACCAUGAAAAGUAACAGGCCGAUCUUCCCCAUGCAAAGCUCUAUACGAGGAUGGCUAUCCGUAAAGUCAGAGAAGGAUGAAUCAAGUAGCUCCGACGGCAGGCAGCCUUCUCAGGCGAAUCACUCCUCGUUGCAUGGAGAAGAUGAGCCCGACCGAUUCCCUGAUCCUGAACAUCUACCUCCAGCCAAUCUUCUGGAGAAAGCGAGCACCAUCAUUCGCUUUAUCUCGCAUAUUAUCAAGUCAGAGUAUAGUAUAUUCGGGUUUCGCGUUGCGGCCGCUGCAUUAUCCGUCGGUAUAUUGGCGUUUUUGCACCAGACGCAGAAUUUCUUCAUUCACCAAAGAUGCAUCUGGGCUAUGAUUGUCAUUGUGAUCGGAAUGAAUCCGACAAGUGGACAGUCUAUGUUCGGCUUCGUAACUCGUAUUAUAGCCACCGCUGUCUCGCUAGUUUUGAGUUUGAUCGUCUGGUAUAUUGUCGAUCAGAAAACCCCCGGAGUCAUUGUAUUUCUAUAUCUGGCCAAUGUAUUUGAGUACUACUUCUACGUGAACAUCCCUCAAUACUUCGGCGCUUCGGUCAUCUCAAUCGUCACCCUGAAUGUCAUCGUCGGAUAUGAACUACAGGUCCGCAAACUAGGAAUAGAAGUCGCAACCUCCAACGGCCAGCCAUACUACCCCAUCUACCUCUUCGGACCUUACAAGCUGGCUGCCGUCGCCGCCGGAUGCGCUAUCUCCUUCUUCUGGGUCAUCUUCCCAUACCCGAUCACCGCGAAAUCCACACUUCGAAAAUCCGUCGGUCGAGCACUAUUCGUCCUCGCCGAAUUUUACAGUUGCAUGCACACAACCGUCGAGCUGUGGCUCAAUGGCGAACUAAGCAAUGGCCAAGACACCUGCUCAGCAUCCUACAAGCUAGAAAGCUCGCGCCAUAGAAUCUUCAAAGAAGAAAUGAUGCUCUUAAACCAGCUCCGCACGCACAGUCACUUCAGUACAUAUGAGCCCCCCAUCGGCGGCAAAUUCCCAAAAGCAACCUACGAUCACAUUAUCUCCGAGAUCCAGCGUAUGCUAACCAGCAUGGCGCUGAUGGCACAUACAACCCAGCAUCUAAAUCUCGUGUCCAGGGAAUCGGAAAGCUCUCGUGACUCAGAAGAACGAUGGGUCUCGCAGCUAGCCUCGAUCGCGUUACAAUCGGCCGAUUUUCAUUCUCAUUCUGUUACCUCACUUCUUUGCCAUUUGUCGGCUUCGCUGGCAAAUGCCCAGCCUUUGCCUCCGUAUUUGUCCACCGGUGAUUCGUUUCCCUUGGCAAGGCAUUUGCAGAGGAUUGAUGGUGAGUUGUUGAGUAUUCGCCAUGUGCAGGAUCCGGCCUUUUCGGCGUUUGUAACGCUGGAGGUGUUGAGGUCGGUGGUGGGUUUUACUUUGAAGGAUUUAUUGAGUAAUGUGAAGACGCUCGUUGGAGAGCUCAAAUUCGACAGCUAUAGCAGGGCCGCGUUGGAAGAUACCGAGUCAGCGAGAUUAUUAUCGACGAAUACUGAGCCAUGA
Messenger RNA from Aspergillus pseudotamarii, 2985 nucleotides. RefSeq lists its product as uncharacterized. Lineage: Eukaryota; Fungi; Ascomycota; Eurotiomycetes; Eurotiales; Aspergillaceae. The transcript has 6 exons. Bases 1 to 2985 code for a protein of 994 amino acids. The record is from RefSeq and is a predicted model, not a curated record.